Adineta ricciae is the source of this 918-nucleotide messenger RNA. The record is from the annotation of a GenBank genome assembly. Lineage: Eukaryota; Metazoa; Rotifera; Eurotatoria; Adinetida; Adinetidae.
AUGCAAUUAGCAUCGAUGGUAAACAUCAAAGUAGUAUCAUUAUACAUCGGAGUGUUGACGAUGGUCUUUCAUGAACAUAAUAAUAGUAAUGGUGGAGGAAUACUAUUUAAUGGCGCAUUCUCAACAGGUCCCAUGCCUAUUGUCAUGACUAAUCAAGUCAUAUAUCGCUCUAUAGAAAAUCGAACAGUGCCAAGUACUUGGCCUGGUGAAUAUUUCAAGCGGCAAUCAUUAGCUGCGAUCUUCAACAUUGUCACAGCACACAGCAAUACGACAAAAGAUGAUCCUGUAAUGUCUCCGAAAAAUUGGCGAAUGACAUCAUCCUGGCCGUUCAAUCAAUCGUGGAUACCGUCCUCGUAUCCAAAUUUAGCUGCGCCAGGGUUAUUAGAGGGCAGUGUUGUCAUCUUGUCUAGCUUUCAUCCUAAUCUCGCUGUCGUCACGGAAUCAAAUCUCACAUCCAAUACAUUAUCAUUUUGUUCUAUUAUCUCUUUUUCUGAUGGCAUGAGUAAAUCUACUACUCGAUAUGAUCCUAUUACUCGUACAUAUUUAACGUUAUGUAAUCCAGUUACCGUACUCACGCAUUCUAAUCAGCGGAAUGUUUUAAGUUUAACGUGCACGAAAGAUUUAUUGAUUUUAAACAAUUGGAAUAUAGCUAUCGAUCAUCUUCUUUAUGAUGAUACUGGUCUACCUUUCAGUGAUAGUCUUCGUUAUACUGAAUUUCAAUAUGUUGGUUGGCAAUUUGAUACGUUGUCGACAUCAGUACAUAAAGCAAGUUGCAUUGAUUGGCAAUGUGGUGGUCUUGAUAUAAUAUAUCUAAUUAAUACUGCAUACUGCGGAGCAAACUCCUUUGAUAAUUCUAACCGUAUCACAUAUAAAUCAUUGCUUAACUAUCGUUCUAGCGAUCGAAUAACGUUAAGAUAG